AUGCACGGUAGCGGAGCUGAAAUAGCGAGGACACAGGAAACAGUGAAGGCGGACAUCUCUGCAGAUCAAGGUAGGAACCUGGAGCUGGGGGGAGCAGUGUUGCGUUCAGAGUCUCCACUUCUAUUUACUGUGUGGACCGGUUCCUGUAAGCUCAAAAGCACAGAUGUGCCAGUCACUUUGGCCAGGACCUUCCCCGGACCCCAAACCCCUGCAUAUCUCACGAAGUGUAAGACUAGAGAAAAAGCCCGAGUGCCUCCUUCUCUUCAAUGA
Messenger RNA from Rangifer tarandus platyrhynchus (Svalbard reindeer), 270 nucleotides. Lineage: Eukaryota; Metazoa; Chordata; Mammalia; Artiodactyla; Cervidae. The record is from the annotation of a GenBank genome assembly.